Petromyzon marinus (sea lamprey) is the source of this 2106-nucleotide messenger RNA. RefSeq names its product ribonuclease H1-like. The record is from RefSeq and is a predicted model, not a curated record. NCBI's taxonomy places the organism in Eukaryota, Metazoa, Chordata, Hyperoartia, Petromyzontiformes, Petromyzontidae. Gene Ontology annotation, biological process: DNA replication, removal of RNA primer. Gene Ontology annotation, molecular function: nucleic acid binding; RNA-DNA hybrid ribonuclease activity.
GCGCGGCCCUGGACCGGGAACGCGUGAGGGUUGGGGGGCAUCUGGCGCAGCGCGGAGAGGGGACCGCGUGAAUGUCGGGCGACGGCAUCCCCGGCACCCGGGAAAGAUAGGAACCUUGGGCGUCCAGGGCCCGGAGACUGAGGGGGCUGGGAAUCGUGGGAAACCCAGGAUCGGAGGGUACAGGGGACCAGGGACACUCGGUGAAUUUGGGACCUCCCGAACAACUCGGGUAACCGAGGAGUCCUUGAGCCGUGGGUCCUGACCCCUCCCGGGACCCCGGACCAUGCUGCGGACGUUACGCGGGCUGCUGCUGCUCGUGAGAGCGGAGAGGCGCGGCUACUACGCAGUACGCAUCGGCAGGAGCCCCGGGCUCUACGCGACGUGGGACGAAUGCAGGACCCAAGUGGAGGGGUUCCCGGGAGCCGACUUCCGCAAGUUUCUGUGCGAGGGAACCGCUCAUGCCUACCUUGCCCAGGGGCGCGGGGGCGACGGUGCAGCCACUGAGAGGCCGCCGCAAUUGCGGCGGCGGUGGGAAGACGAGGAGCAGCCCGCGGACCGCGGGGAUCAACCGCGCUUCACUUACGUGGGCGGCGUCCCAGUCGUGUUCACGGAUGGAUGCUGCAUCUCCAAUGGGCGCCAGGCGGCGCGUGCGGGACUGGGAGUCUUUUGGGGCACCAACAACCCCCUAAACUUGAGUGAGCGACUGGUUGGCCGACAAACAAACCAGCGCGCCGAGAUCAUGGUAAAUAAAAAAAACAAUAUGGCGGCGUGCCGUGCAGUGCAGCAGGCGAGCGAGCAGGGGCUCCGAAAGCUGAUUGUGUGCACGGACAGCAUGUUCAUCGUCAACGGGAUGGGCUCCUGGGUGCACACGUGGAAGCGCAGUGGCUGGCGCCAAGGCUCGGGCUCGCUGGUGGUUAACAGGGCCGACUUCGCCCUGCUCGACGACUUGUGCAGCGACAUGGACAUCACCUGGGUGCAUGUGCAGGGCCACUCUGGAAACCUGGGAAAUGAGCACGCAGACCAACUGGCCAAGGAGGGAGCAGACAAGGUCCCCCUCCCAGGAGCCAAGCCACCCCCAGAUCCGGUCGCAACUGCCGUGGAUCCUCCAGACCUGGGCCAGCCCAGCGCCGCGUGUCAAAGGGUUGACUCAGAAGAUGUGGACUGUGCCUCACAAGCAGACCUGGCUGCCGAGGUGGACUCUUCAGAGCCAGAGGAAAUUCGCCAAACGAACCUCAAAAAGUCAAUAGAUGUCGCCAGCUGGACCUUAUAAAAUCAUAAAACGUGUCACUUGAAAUUGUACCAAUUCUUGUGCAUAAUAAAUGUAUCCAGGAUGUUUAAUCCUUACCUGGAAUGCUCCAACAACCACAGCAAGGGGUAUAUUGCAUGUGGUGUGCCAUUGCGGACAAAAUAUUUUCCAGGCCACUGACCUGUACAGACCGAGCAUAAUGUAAGCUCUGGUUUAAGGGGUGUGGUAAUUGGUAUGAUAAUUGACAUGCCAUAUUCAUGUAUGUGAGCAAGAGUUCAGAGCAAGGGCUCUGCCUUAGAGCGAAGCAGGUUUUUUGCGCUGCACCCCACAUCUGUUGUGCAACACUAUGCAGCCAAGGGCUAUUGGGUCACAGAUUUAUUAAACUUCCCAAACCUACCAGACUGGGAGGUGGUAAGUAAAAUGCAGUACAGCAAAUGUGUUUGUGAACCCAUCUGUGUACAUUUGAUCAUCCCCUCAUAAAGCGAGGAGUUUUGUCAGGUAUGCUGGCCUUCUCCCACAUGCAAGACAUUUUGUUUAAAAAAUGACCAAACGUCUCAAAGCAUGACCCCCCUGAAAAAGUAUUGACGCUUUUCAGAUUAAUUGGGAGCUAUUGUUAUAUUUAACGAAUUGUGUACUUUGGUGGAUUGUCAGAGUGGACAAUUGUUCUUGCGAUGACAAAGCAUAAUUAUGUAUAAUUGUACUGAAGUUAAUAUGCUUUGUGGAAAAGUCUUGCCUAUAAAAUGAGCCAACCCAGCAUCUUUGUUUAACAGGCCACAUUCUGUUGAUGACACUUAAAAAGUCUAAACUUACCAUCUGCUUGAACAAAUGCUGCUGGAAAAUACUGGUCCACAAAUCCUAUA